Molecule: messenger RNA, 369 nt
Organism: Merops nubicus (carmine bee-eater)
Lineage: Eukaryota; Metazoa; Chordata; Aves; Coraciiformes; Meropidae
Product: myelin protein zero-like protein 1
Exons: 2
Cellular component (GO): focal adhesion; cell surface; membrane
Source: RefSeq, a predicted model, not a curated record
UAUCCGCAGUAGAGGUCAACACACCAGAGGAGAUAUUUGUGGAGAAUGGGACAGACGCAAAGCUUCCAUGCACAUUUACGUCUGUGGAAGUGAUCAGCAGUGCAGCAUCUGUUUCCUGGAGUUUUCAACCAGAGGGAGCUGCAACUCGUAUCUCUUUUUUCUAUUACUUUAAUGGAAAGCCAUACCCUGGAAAGGACAUACCAUUUAAAGACAGGAUCACUUGGGCUGGAGAUCUUAACAAGAAAGAUGCUUCUAUCAGUAUAUCAAACAUGCAGUUCCGGGACAAUGGCACUUACAUUUGUGAUGUCAAGAACCCACCUGACAUUGUUGUCAAACCAGGAGAAAUCCGAGUUAGAGUUGUGGAGAAAG